Esox lucius (northern pike) is the source of this 6654-nucleotide messenger RNA. Its product is annotated as mitogen-activated protein kinase kinase kinase kinase 4. The coding region runs from base 355 to 4137 and encodes 1260 amino acids. Gene Ontology annotation, biological process: protein phosphorylation. The record is from RefSeq and is a predicted model, not a curated record. Gene Ontology annotation, molecular function: protein kinase activity; ATP binding. The transcript has 32 exons. Lineage: Eukaryota; Metazoa; Chordata; Actinopteri; Esociformes; Esocidae.
GUUAGAUUUUUUUUGCCAUGUCAUUCGUCUGGUAUACAACACUAUAAUUUGCAUAGAUUAAAGUUAUAGGUUAAACCAUAUUAAAUUAAAUCUGGUUUGAACAAUCCGCAACAAGUUAUGUCGUGCGUGUCGCUUUGAAACAACUUUUCGAAUUUGGUUUUCUUGCGGAGGGUAGGAGGGGGCUAAAGUUUCCUGAACAUUUUCCGGGUUUCACUGGAUGAGAAGUUUCCUGUGUUGGUUGCUGAGACUCGCUGCAGAAGCAGACAGUAUGGACUGACACACCGAAACCGUUAACUUUUUUGAAACCCAUGUACAUGUCUUAUUUCUAGUUGCCGUAGUCAGAAAGUCAUUGCUAUGGCGCGAGACAGCACUACACGAAGUUUGGACAAUAUUGACCUCUCUGCUUUGAGGGAUCCUUCCGGAAUAUUUGAGCUGGUAGAAGUGGUUGGGAAUGGCACAUAUGGACAAGUCUACAAGGGGCGACAUGUAAAGACGGGACAGCUGGCUGCUAUCAAGGUCAUGGACGUGACAGAGGAAGAGGAAGAGGAAAUCAAGUUAGAGAUAAAUAUGUUGAAGACGUAUUCUCAUCACAGGAACAUCGCUACGUACUACGGAGCCUUUGUGAAGAAGAGUCCUGCAGGUCAGGAUGACCAGCUCUGGCUUGUGAUGGAGUACUGUGGGGCAGGCUCAGUGACUGACCUAGUGAAGAAGACCAAAGGGAACUGCCUGAAGGAGGACUGGAUCGCCUACAUCUGCAGGGAGGUCCUCCGAGGCCUGUCUCACCUCCACUCACACCACGUCAUUCAUCGAGACAUUAAAGGCCAAAAUGUGCUGCUGACUGAGAAUGCAGAGGUCAAACUGGUUGAUUUUGGGGUGAGUGCUCAGCUGGACAGGACGAUAGGGAGGAGAAACACUUUUAUUGGUACUCCGUACUGGAUGGCCCCUGAGGUCAUUGCCUGUGACGAGAACCCAGAUUCUACAUAUGACUACAGGAGUGACCUGUGGUCUCUGGGAAUCACGGCUCUGGAGAUGGCUGAAGGAGCACCACCCCUGUGUGACAUGCAUCCGAUGAGAGCCCUGUUCCUCAUUCCUCGCAACCCGCCCCCCAAGCUCAAAUCAAGGAAAUGGUCUAAGAGGUUCCUAACCUUUGUGGAGAGCUGUCUGGUGAAGAACUACCUCCAUCGUCCCGCUACGGACACCCUUUUGAGACAUUCAUUCAUCAAAGAUCUGCCUAAUGAACGCCAAGUCCGCAUCAUGCUCAAAGACCACCUGGACAGAACUAGAAAGAAGAGAGACAAAGAGGGCCCGGAAUAUGAAUACAGUGGCAGCGAGGACGAGGAGGAGGAGAUGAACGACGAGGAGGGUGAACCGAGCUCCAUAGUGAACCUACCGGGGGAGUCCACCCUGAGAAGAGAGUUCCUGCGUCUGCAGCAGGAGAACAAGAGCAGGUCUGAAGCCCAGCGGCAGCAACAGGUCCUUCAGCAUCAGCUCCGGGACCAGGAGAGGUACAAACAGCAUCUGCUGGCUGAGAGGCAGAACAGGAUCCAACAACAAAAGGAGCAGCGACGGAGGCUGGAAGAUCAGAGAAGGCAGCUACAGGAUUCUGGGUUCCAGUGGCCAGAGCUUCAAGAGAUGCAGUGGAGGGACGAUACUGAAGCUAAUGACAACAGUCUGCUGGAUGAGAGGAGCAAGAGAACUGACAAGAGACAGUUUGGGGAUUGUGGCAGGCAGAGGAUUGAUGCCGGAGGAAGGCAUGCUGCUCCUGUAGCUGAACAGAGGAGGACCGAGCCUCCGCCUCCACAGCCUCAUCCUCUGCAGCCGCCCCAGCAGGGUAAAAAGUCCCACCGCACACUGCCCAAAGACCAGACGCAGCUGCUUUCGCUUCAGCACCAUCACAGGCACAAACAGAGGGAGCCCCAGAAGGCUGCCAGCGCCACACCUUACUGCCCCGCAAAUAGCCAGCGCAAAGCGAUGGAGAUGGACAGGGAGCGGGUGAAGGAGAUGAACAGGAUUGCUCAGAUAGAGAUGGAGAGGGUGAAGUCCUCUGACAGGAACUACGGCAACUUGAACAGAGUGCUGGCUGGAAUGCCCCUACCACAGCAGGUCAAUCCCCGGCUGAGCUCCGGCAGCAGCUCCAGUCCCUGCACACCUGCCAUGCAGAGGGCUGCCAUACAACAGAAUGCUAAUCUCCGCUCCAGUCGAGACGCCUCUCACAGCAGUUCUAUGUCGGACAUGGCCACCACUCCCAUGUCUCCUGCGUCCGAUGAUGUCUUCUGGGACUUGCCAAGCCCUGUGGAGUGUCCACCAAAGGUUCCGGAACGCACAACAUCAAAAUUAUAUUGCAAAGAGCUGAUGAGUCAUCACCGGAAUGGGUCGAGUGGGGCCCCUCAGUCUCCUGUGGAGAAAGGAGCAAAGCCUAUGUCAUCUCACAGCAGUGGCAGUAGCAGUACCCAGUCAGGUCACUUCAAGCUGGAGAGCCCUCUGCUGCCGAAUCGUCUUCAUCAGUGUCAGGGGACUCCUCCACUGCUUCAGCAGCAUGGUUACGGACAAUUCUCUGUGCUAAAGUCCAACCACAGUCCAUUUUUCAAGGCAACAGAGUACUCCUCCUCUAGUGAUGAAUUUGGGAGUAGUGAUGACGAUGAGAAAGCCAGGUCUCCAUUGAGUAAUGGGAAAACCAAGUUCUUUGGAGCAGCCCAUGAUGAGAUAGUUCUGCAACCCCACCAUAAUCUCAACCAGACCCAGAGCAGCGUGGCGUCAGGCUUUAGGAGUGGCCAGUUGCUACACAGGCUCAUGGCCGUACGGUCAGAAUGCAAUGAGAAUUACCUUCUCCCUGAUCUUCUGCAGAAGAGCCCGGCCCAUGAGCCCCUGGUGCACCAUGGUCCUCGUGACGUCAUCUACCCCCAGUCUCCCGGUGGACGAGCACCACAUUUUGAUACCCCUGUAAGCAGUCCUCCAGGGAAAAGCAUCUCGUCCUCCUCUUCCUCCUUCACUCCCUUCAUUGACCCUCGGCUGCUGCAGAUCUCACCACCUCAAAGCCCAGUUGGCCACAGUCCCACCAGUGGCAAGCCGCCUGCUAAUCAGGAGCCAAUCAGGAGAGAGGGCCACAGGAAGGGUUCCGUGGUCAAUGUUAAUCCAACUAACAUCAGACCCCAGAGUGACACCCCCGAGAUCCGCAAGUACAAGAAGAAGUUCAACACUGAGAUCCUCUGUGCUGGCUUAUGGGGUGUGAACCUGCUGGUGGGGACAGAGAACGGUCUGUGGCUCCUGGACCGGAGCGGUCAGGGGAAGGUCUACUCUCUAAUCAGCAGGAGACGCUUCCAACAGAUGGACGUGCUGGAGGGGCUCAACGUGCUCAUCACCAUCUCUGGUAAAAAGAACAAGCUAAGGUUGUACUACCUGUCAUGGCUACGGAACAAGAUCCUUCGGAACGACCCAGAGGUGGAAAAGAGGCAAGGCUGGACGUCUGUGGGGGACUUGGAAGGAUGUGUCCACUACAAAGUCGUUCGAUAUGACAAGAUUAAGUUUCUUGUGAUUGGCUUGAAGAAUGCUGUGGAGGUCUACGCCUGGGCUCCAAAGCCUUACCACAAGUUCAUGGCUUUCAAGUCGUUCAGCUCGCUCCCCCAGAGGCCUCUGUCCGUGGACCUGACUGUGGAGGAUGGACAAAGACUUAAGGUCAUCUAUGGGUCCCUGUCAGGCUUCCAUGCCAUCGAUGUGGACUCAGGAACGCCCUACGACCUCUACCUGCCCACACACAUCCAGGGCGUGAUCCGACCUCAUGCCAUCAUCAUCCUACCCAACAGCAAUGGCAUGGAGGUUCUGGUGUGUUACGAGGAUGAGGGAGUCUACAUAGACACCUACGGAAGGAUCACCAAGGAGACGGUGCUGCAGUGGGGAGAGAUGCCUGCUUCUGUCGCCUACCUGCAGUCCAACCAGGUGAUGGGAUGGGGGGACAAAGCCAUCGAGCUGAGGUCAGCCAACACAGGGAACCUGGAGGGGGUCUUCAUGCACAAGAAGGCCCAGAAACUUAAGUUCCUGUGUGAGAGGAAUGACAAGGUGUUUUUUGCCUCUGUGCAGUCUGGAGGAAGCAGCCAGAUCUACUUCAUGACACUGGGCCAAAACUCACUAUUCAACUGGUGAGCUCAGGGAGCCUGGAGCUGGAAAACAGCGCAUGUACAGGGAUCAUCUCAAAACAACAUGUAGUGUAGUCAGAUACACUCCGCUUAAAAACGGAAUUUACUUUAGUAUACAGCUACAGAACAUGUGAGACUAGACCAUUUGCAAUCAGCCUACACUGAGAAUGCUUGUGGCUUAAGGCAGCACAUUGGUAUAGCUAAUAGGUCUAGCUGUAAUCUUUAAGAUGGCUUGCACCUUAACUGUAGUGAUGUUAGAGCUGUAUGACAUGUCACAUGGCUUCCUGUUCAUGUCCACAAAUACAAUGGCAAUCUGAAUUUUAUUUCAUAUUGAUCUCAAUAUCACAUGGAGUAGAAAAGCACAAUUAUUUCCAAAAUGCAUCAGAUACAUUUUUGUUAUUGUCGCUGUAUUUGUGAAUAAGUGCCAUUGUUGUCAAGUCCUGAUAUAUUUACCCUUCAGUAUUAGUUGCUUAUAAGGUUGCACAGUUGUAGAUGUAUACCUCAGGUCAGGAAAUCAACAUCUAUUUCUUUUGUUCCAUAGGGAGUGACAAAACAAUUCCCUUAAUUAAUAGAGCAUUACAAAGACUACAGAGAUUAGUGGGCUAGUACUUGUUUUAUGUUAACAGAUCCAGCAAACUGCUUGUUCUUAACUCUCCCUCUUAGUUUUAAGUUCGGAUAGGCAUUAUAUAGCUGGUUGCAUCUCUCUACCGAAAUCAAAUCAUGUUUUGCAUGAAGCAGUUUUCUUUUUUUAGAAAGGGGAAAAUGAUAAUUAUGCGCUGCCCUUGUACUGUAUAGGUUAUGAUGUACAUAGGUGGAUGUACAUAUUACUUGCACUGUUUUAUAGAUAUUUUCUAUCCACUGGUCAUCUCUAUGUACAGUAUCAUGGGGUUUCAAAUUAUCCAGCCCUUUGCACUAUGACCACUUUUGUCCAAUGUAUAAUGCUUUACUGUCACAGUGUAUCCAUACAUUUAAAUACCUUUAUUUUCAUCAUUAAACUAGAGAUUCCUUCUGAUUGAGAUCAAGCUAAAUUGUUGUAUUUGAUUUAAAAUGUAUGUUAUAACAGCAAUAGGCUUUCACCUCUUUAAAUUAAACCUAUACUUUUUUUUUGUAGAAAUGUUUGGUUUAGAACGUAAUCUGUGCCACAAAUGUGAAAUGUUAAAUCAAUUGCAUUUUUAUCCAAUUGUAAUUUUCUUUUUUGUUCCCUUGAUGAUCAAAUCCCACCAUAUUGAUUUCAACAUUAUUAUUACUAUCUGUUCCGAAGAGAUAUGGUUAGUUUUUGUUCAGGUAGGAAUACUGCAGCUGGUUCUGUGAGGGUAUUUUAAACUGAAAAAUAAUUUCUUUUCAAUGGACAGUUUAUGAUGUUAUUGUAUUGUUACCAAAAACAUCAAAUCUUUUUCUGUGGGUUUAAUCUUGAGGUGUAUUCAACUGCCAAGAUAUUUAGGAAAAAGGAAAAGCCAUUAAGGUACUUAGUUUCACAUAGCAUUUGUACUUCUUUUUACCCAAUCUACAAUUAUAAGGAGCUCAAUUUCAUCAAACCUGCAUUGCAGUAUUCAAAUAGUGGCUAUUUUUGAAACUGUCAAAUAAACUCACUGUUUUUGGGUACUGUAUUAUUUCUCAAAAUAGAGACAGCACUCAGUUUAGAUAUUAAUUUAGUAUGCAUGAUGCAAAUAUAAUCUCUCAGAUUUCAAAUAAGGGAUUUAAAUUAGAUUUAUCUACAAACUUGGUAUCAGUAACUAAGUAGCACUUGCCUAGGUAGAACUUGAAAGUGAGCUCAUAUCAAUACCAUGUCCAUUUUUAUACAUUUGGUGAUUAUUGUCAUAAGGAGUGGAUUUUAAGCAGAUUGUUAGCUGUCAGACAUGUUACUGAGUUAGUUCACACUUUACCAACUGAGAUAUUUAGCAUUUGAUUCACAGCCCUCGAAGGGAUUAUUUCUCCUCCUGUCUACCCCUGUACCUUACAAAGUGAAAGGCUCCUCUGUCAGAUCAUGUUUUUGCUUGUCCUGUUGAGAAUUGUGUGUUGUGGGAAGUGAGAACUGAGAAGGUUGAUGAUGGUUUGCGUCAUGUGUACAAUGUGUAGCUGUGAAGGUUCUUAUUUGCUUCAUUUGACACGGAGCAAAUGUUUGUUUUUGUUUUCAGCGACUGAGAAUUUGAGAAGGCGAAAAGAUUAAGAAAGGUUGAGGUUGAGUCUUAGUUGACAGUCAUAUGGAAUUGUAUAUGGUAUUGUAUGGAAAAGAUUGGUUGACAAGUCAGUAUUUAUUCUGGAGUCAGAAAAUUCAUGAUAAAGCUGAUGAAAUUAUACUGAUAGAUUUUCACAAAAUAUAAUGUUUCCUUACCUCUUUUUCCCCCCAUGUUUUUUAAAAUUGCAUUGAUUUGUUUUGUCUUAGUUUCGCUUUAUUUUUGCACUGGAUCUUUGUUUUGUACACCAUGUACUGUAUACCCAACCCGUGAAAUGAAUUAGUAACACUAACCAAUGUGUUAUUAUAGAAACAAUACAUUUCAACAAUAAAAUGUGUUGUAGACAAUUA